UCAGAGUUGCGCCUAAUGGAGCAGGAGCAUUCAGCGUUUCUUUGAGUGGAAGAGAUUUGAAUUUACAUCCCAAUCUAGUGAUAGCAUUCGAUGAAGUCCUACUGGACAUGGAUGAUCACUAUCAUGCAGGAGAUGGUGUAUACACAGUUCCGGUCAGUGGGGUGUACGUAUUCACCUGGCUGACCACUGGAACCACGACAGACAACGUUGUGACGGAACUUGUCAUUAACGGGUUGUCCCAGGGUUCCAUAUUCUCUGAUGCGGAAACAGGGCAUGCUUGGGAUAGUACCACCGGUGUGAUUGUGACGUCAGUCAGUGUAGGAGAUCACGUGUUUAUCCGGUCUAAAUUUAGUGGAAUCAUACAUAGCAGUAGUGUUUAUGGCAAGGCAAUGUUCUCAGGAUGGCGUCUGUCCUAG
Messenger RNA from Mizuhopecten yessoensis (Yesso scallop), 416 nucleotides. RefSeq names its product complement C1q tumor necrosis factor-related protein 2-like. Gene Ontology annotation, molecular function: protein binding. The transcript has a single exon. NCBI's taxonomy places the organism in Eukaryota, Metazoa, Mollusca, Bivalvia, Pectinida, Pectinidae. The record is from RefSeq and is a predicted model, not a curated record. The annotation marks the transcript as partial.